AUGGCUCCGAUCGACGUGGAAAAGACAAUUGAGGAGCUCACACUGGGUGAGAAGGUGGCUUUGACAGCCGGACGCGACUUUUGGCACACGGCUCCCAUUCCCCGCCUCAACAUCCCUUCUCUGCGCAUGUCCGAUGGACCCAACGGCGUUCGCGGCACCCGGUUCUUCAAUGGCAUCCCCGCUGCCUGCUUUCCCUGCGCCACCGCGCUAGGUGCAACCUGGGAUGCCGAGCUAUUAUCCCAGGUAGGUGAGCUCAUGGGCGAGGAGGCUAUUGCCAAGGGAACACACAUCGUGCUGGGUCCGACAAUCAACAUUCAGCGGUCACCGCUAGGUGGACGAGGGUUCGAAUCCUUUUCCGAAGAUGGUGUGCUAUCGGGUACACUGGCCGGGCAUUUUUGCAAAGGAAUGCAGGACAAAGGUGUCGCGGCCACGUUGAAGCACUUCGUCUGCAAUGACCAGGAACACGAGCGAAUGGCCGUCAACAGUAUCAUCACCGAGCGUGCCUUGCGUGAAAUAUAUCUGCUGCCGUUCCAGCUCGCCUUGCGCAUCUGUCGCUCGGCAUGCAUCAUGACCGCGUACAAUAAAGUCAACGGUACCCACGUCAGCGAGAACAAGGUUAUCAUCAAUGAUAUUCUGCGCAAGGAAUGGGGAUGGGAUGGUCUGGUCAUGAGUGAUUGGUUCGGUACUUACAGUACCUCUGACGCCAUCAACGCCGGUCUCGACAUCGAGAUGCCUGGCAAGACUCGUUGGCGCGGGGAGGCUCUUGCUCAUGCCGUGUCUUCGAACAAGGUCGCCCCGUUCAAGCUUGAUGAGCGUGUGCGCAACGUUCUCAACCUGAUCAAUUGGGUCGAGCCGCUUGGUAUCCCCGAGGGUGCUCCCGAGAAAGCCCUGAACCGACCCCAGGACCAAGCGCUCAUGCGUCGUGCAGCUGCCGAGUCAGUUGUUCUCUUGAAGAACGAGAACGACGUGCUCCCGCUCAAGCAGAAUGGAUCCGUCCUGGUCAUAGGGCCUAAUGCCCGGAUGGCAUCUUACUGUGGCGGUGGCUCAGCUUCCCUCGCGCCGUAUUAUACCGUCACUCCAUUGGAAGGGGUGUCGGCGAAGAGCACAGGAGAUGUCCAGUUCACGCAGGGGGUCUAUUCUCACAAGGAACUACCGCUCCUCGGACCGCUCAUGAAGACUGCGGAUGGCAAGACUGGCUUCACUUUCAAGGCCUACAAUGAGCCGCCCAGUGCCAGUCAGGAUCGUGAAAUCGUGGACGAGCUGCAUCUGGUUGGAUCCAUCGGGUUCCUCAUGGACUAUGUCAACCCCAAACUCAAAUCUUUGACCUUCUACGUCGACAUGGAAGGAUUCUUCACCCCUGAGGAGGAUGGCUUGUAUGACUUUGGCGUUACCGUCGUCGGUACCGGUCGACUGCUGGUCGAUGACGAGUUGGUAGUUGACAACACCAAAAACCAGAGACAGGGUUCUGCCUUCUUCGGUACUGCGACCGUCGAAGAGCGUGGUGUAAAAGAGCUCAAGGCGGGACAGACUUAUCGAGUUUUGUUCGAAUUCGGCAGCGCGCCUACUUCAGACCUUGAUACUCACGGCAUUGUCGCCUUUGGAGGCGGCGGAUUCCGCUUUGGUGGCUGUCGGCGAGUCGACGAGGAGGAGUUGAUCAUGACCGCCGUUGAAAAGGCCUCUCAGGCCGAGCAGGUCGUGAUUUUCGCAGGUCUCACUAGUGAAUGGGAGACCGAAGGCUACGACCGCGAUCAUAUGGAUCUCCCUCCCGGCAGCGACGAGCUAAUCAGUCGCGUCCUGGCCGUCAACCCGAAUGCUGUCGUGGUGAUCCAAUCCGGCACUCCAGUUACGAUGCCAUGGGCACAAGACGCCCGUGCCAUCGUGCAGGGCUGGUUCGGUGGCAAUGAGUGCGGCAAUGGUAUUGCUGAUGUGCUUUACGGCGAUGUCAAUCCCUCCGCCAAACUACCGAUCACGUUCCCACGUCGUCUCCAGGAUAAUCCUUCGUACAUCAACUUUCGCUCUGAACGAGGCCGUGUUCUCUAUGGUGAAGACAUCUAUGUCGGCUAUCGCUUCUUCGAGAAGAGCGAUGUGACACCAGCCUUCCACUUUGGCCACGGUCUCUCCUAUACCACUUUCAGUCGCUCUAACCUUAGCAUCAGCACUGUUCCCGAACAACCACAGUACUCAGAAGCCGGCGAGCCCAUCAGUGCCGAAGUGACUGUCACCAACACCGGAUCGCUUGCGGGUGCCGAAAUUGUUCAGCUCUGGGUCAUCCCGCCGUCCACGGAUGUAAACCGUCCCGUGCGCGAGCUCAAGGCUUUCCAGAAGGUCUUCCUUCAGCCUGGGGAAUCUAAGACGGUGCAGCUCGUCGUGGAGAAGAAGCUAGCGACGAGCUGGUGGGAUGAGCAGCGUGAGCAGUGGAUCUCGGAGAAAGGCCAGUACCAGAUCUUGGUGACUGGUACUGGCAAGGAAGAGCUACGGGGCGAGUUCGAGGUUGGCAAGACCCGUUUCUGGCUUGGUCUAUAG
Molecule: messenger RNA, 2523 nt
Organism: Penicillium maclennaniae
Lineage: Eukaryota; Fungi; Ascomycota; Eurotiomycetes; Eurotiales; Aspergillaceae
Product: beta-glucosidase
Exons: 3
Coding region: 1-2523 (840 amino acids)
Biological process (GO): glucan catabolic process
Molecular function (GO): beta-glucosidase activity
Source: RefSeq, a predicted model, not a curated record